AUGAACUUCGACGGACUGCCUGUUGAACUCGUCGUUUCGGUUCUCGAAGAACUUGACCUCGGCUCGCUUGUGAUUGUGUCCUGUCUUUCUCGCCGGCUUCGCGAGAUCAUAUCCGACCCCUUUCUCAACCCGUGGCGUCAACCCAUCGCUCGCAUACUGUUGGACGGCACUUGCGCUGACGAACCCCUACUGCGACACAUCACGGAGCGCUCGACAGUGCCACGACAAAAUGCCGUGGACAUACUGACGCUGGCGCCGCCUGCCUUUAUCCUUUUCGAUUUCACGAUCCCGAACCUGAAGCAGGAUGACUGGGAGAUGAUCUUCAGAAAGCGCUUCCUGCCGGGGUGGGUCAAAUGGAAACGUGACCUCAGUUGGAGGGAGGCUUACAAACGAGUUCUCAUGCGUGUGUGGCACCGCAGUCAGACAUCUUGCACCGCGGAGGAAGCUUGGACAAAGUUCGUGGUGCUCAACAAGAACGGGACCGCAAAUGAGCUGGACGUAUCAUCGCGUAACUUUAAUCCUGCGAACAUCUUUCAUGAUAUGAAAGUAAACUCUAACUUGGCCCAUCUUGAAACACGUAUACGACUUGUCGUUGAGUUUGCGGACGUUCGCAUCUUGGCCUUCGGUGUGUUGAACAGACCACGCGGAAGGUAUACCAUCAACGAUAACGCCCGUAUAUUCCUACACCCUCCUGGGAUCGAGCGCGAAGGUCUUUUAACAUCCGGCGAAGAGACGUUAGGAGAAUUGUUAAUUGGCAGUCCCAUGUCGCGUUUCUCUAUAGGCUCAUCAACGUCUGAUGACUUCCCACCCGAUUCUUCGUCCCGUAGACCACCGCAUGGUUUCACCUAUGAGCGACUCAUACAGCCGUUACCCACACCAGCUUUCGCGGAGUACCCGUUCUACACACCCGACAGUCAUGACAAACGCUGGCUUGGCUCGAGUACGCUCGAGGAAAACGCGCGGUACUGGGUGGGCCCGAUGAUGCUGGUAGCGCAAAUUACCGGCUCUCAGACUAAUGUUCACAGCGGGCCUAGUCUAAACUACCAGGACGCGGAUCUUAUCAAUGGGCCGGGACGUAGUCAAUACGCUUCGUUCACCUUCGCUGACCUUGACGCGCUUGCACCAUGGAUGAAAGAAGACUAUAUUCGCCAGCGUGUCUUCGGCCAGGGCCUCGGGCAUUGA
Messenger RNA from Peniophora sp. CBMAI 1063, 1182 nucleotides. The record is from the annotation of a GenBank genome assembly. Lineage: Eukaryota; Fungi; Basidiomycota; Agaricomycetes; Russulales; Peniophoraceae.